Trichomonas vaginalis G3 is the source of this 405-nucleotide messenger RNA. Its product is annotated as transcription-initiator DNA-binding domain ibd family. Lineage: Eukaryota; Parabasalia; Trichomonadida; Trichomonadidae. The coding region runs from base 1 to 405 and encodes 134 amino acids. The record is from RefSeq and is a predicted model, not a curated record. The transcript has a single exon.
AUGGAUCUUCGCCAAAUCUUCUUUACUCGCCGCAAUGGCAUAGGUAGAGUCUUCCCAAUCAAGCUAUAUCACGCUCUUCUCAUUACAAAGGCGUUCCCUGACGCCUACUGGUAUACAGGUGUGAUGUGGAUUACGAAAACAGUCAUGAAAGUAAAUGCUCAAAUUUUGGCAACACUCCUCGGAAUUCACGCUGUUCAAGGCGGACUGUUCCACAAACAAGGAAACUUUUCUCGCCAUAACUUCACACAGAUUAUGAUUCAGAACUCACCGGAAUUUGAAGCAAUUCCGGAAUGUCAAGACGUUGAUGACUUCUCAAUUCGACUCUUUACCGACUCAAGAAACCGAUUCACUCGUGAUACGCCAUUUGAGCUGGACCAGGAUACUAUUUUCAUGGCUGGCGAUUAA